Messenger RNA from Halichondria panicea, 1437 nucleotides. RefSeq lists its product as uncharacterized. The coding region runs from base 74 to 1294 and encodes 406 amino acids. Lineage: Eukaryota; Metazoa; Porifera; Demospongiae; Suberitida; Halichondriidae. The record is from RefSeq and is a predicted model, not a curated record. The transcript has 6 exons.
CUAAGAGAACAUCUCUAUAUAAAGGUUCAAGCCAAAUAAUGAGUUAUAAGACAACAUUAACAAUUGAACAAUCAUGGAUUUGAGAAUUUCACUCUCUUUACUUGUGCUUGCUGGCUCCAUUGGAGUGAUCACUGCUAUUGCCAUAGAUUUUUCCAUAGAUUGCUCAUUUGUUCGAUGUGGUCUACCCCCUAAAUGCAACCGAGAGGACUUAUUCACUCCACCAGGCCAGUGCUGUCCUAUCUGUAGGCCAGACUGCUCUGUUGUAUUGUGCCCCCGGGAGCCAGAGUGUGAGAAAGGAGCAAACCUGCAGGUCCUAGUGGGAGAAUGCUGCCCAAUCUGUGUACCUGGUCUAGCUUGCUUGGCUGUGUCUUGCCCGAGGCUAUUUUGUGAGGAAGGAGAAACUCUGGAAGUUCCUGAGGGCGAAUGCUGUCCAAUCUGUGUCAAAGAAGUGUGCAAACUUCGCUGUCCACUUGGCCACCGAUGUAAAAUCGACAAGGGAAGUGGAGAAACAUUCUGCAAUCCAGACUGUGAACUGGAUAACGGAGGCUGUUCAUCUGAUGAGAUCUGCAGCCUCUUGUCAGUGCAGUGUGUGCGUGCACCCUGCCCCCCCAUAGUGCAGUGCUCAGCAUGCAAACUUCGCUGUCCACCUGGCCAUCGAUGUGAAGUUGAUAAGAGAACCGGAAAAACAUUCUGCAUUCCAGACUGUGAACUGGAUAACGGAGGCUGUUCGUCUGAUCAGAUCUGCAGCCUCGUAUCUGUAGAGUGUGUGCGUGCACCCUGCCCCCUCACAGUGCAGUGUUCAGCAUGUAAACUUCACUGUCCAUCCGGCCAUCGAUGUGAAGUUGAUAAGAGAACCGGAAAAACAUUCUGCAAUCCAGACUGUGAACUGGAUAACGGAGGCUGUUCGUCUGAUCAGAUCUGCAGCCUCGUGCCUGUAGAGUGUGUGCAUUCACCAUGUCCACCCACAGUGCAGUGCUCUUGCCCUCCAGAGUGCUCCAGGGAUUACUGCACUGCCAAUCGAAAGGGUCUAUGCUCAAACCCUGCGCAUAAUGACGCCCUCCCUCGGCCUGGUUGCACUGGAUCUUGUCGCCUAACCUACUGCAGUGCGUGCAUUUUUGGAGUGGAGAACCCAACGAUUCCCAGCUGCGAAGAAUGUCCUGAUUACUCUUCCCCUAACAAGUGCUAUGAGAAGUGGUCACAAUGUAUUGGCCGUCACUUCCACAUGCAGGACCAGGUUACCAGUGUCUGUGAUGCAGUAUUUUGUGCUUCUCCUCCUUGUUCCAGAAGAGGGUAGCCAUGAACAUUCAGUGCACUUUAUAGUGCUGUAGAUCUAUAGUGAAACAGUUUGCUAGAGAUAUAAGCUGUAUAAAUGAUGUAGUAUAGAUGAUGAAUUAAUAUAUACCAUUAACAAUUACAAUAAUUACAAAUCACAGAAAA